This is a messenger RNA of Raphanus sativus (radish), 559 nucleotides long. RefSeq lists its product as uncharacterized. The record is from RefSeq and is a predicted model, not a curated record. Gene Ontology annotation, biological process: translation. Gene Ontology annotation, cellular component: ribosome. Gene Ontology annotation, molecular function: structural constituent of ribosome. The coding region runs from base 43 to 369 and encodes 108 amino acids. Lineage: Eukaryota; Viridiplantae; Streptophyta; Magnoliopsida; Brassicales; Brassicaceae. The transcript has 2 exons.
UCUCAGAUUCUCGCUCACUUGUUUGUUCAGGGUCUGUAGAAAAUGAAGCCGGUGAUAGGUACGGUGGUGUCGAACAAGAUGCAGAAGUCGGUGGUUGUAGCCGUGGACAGACUCUUCCACAACAAGCUGUACAAUCGCUACGUCAAGCGUACUUCCAAGUUCAUGGCUCACGACGAGAAGAACGCCUGUAACAUCGGCGAUCGAGUGAAAUUGGAUCCUUCGAGACCUUUGAGCAAGCAUAAGAAUUGGAUUGUUGCUGAAAUCAUAAAGAAAGCAAGAAUCUAUUCUCCACAGGCUGCUGCUGCUCUCAAUUUCUCAGCUGCGAAGGCUCCCUCUGAGUCUUCGAUUCCCCCUGUUUCAUCUUUUUAAGCUGAUUGCUAUGUGUGUGGAUUGUAUCAGACUUCUUCUUGGUUUUGAGUCUUAUUUGCAAGUUCAGUAUGGUGUGUCUCUUGGCACCUUAGGUAGUUCCAUUGUUGAGGAACGUCAUGUGACUUUGCUGUUUCUGAAAAAAUAAGUUAUCUGACAUUCGGCAUAUGUGGCAAUGAAGCUUUGUUGGGCA